CUCGAUUUCCAACCCCUUUGUGACGGGACCCAUAGCGGAGGGCAAGGCACGCAAAGAGAGGAACAGAGAAUCAUCUCUCUCUCACUUUCGAUACCCCUCUGUUUCCUUCUGCCCUCUUUUCUUCUCCUUUCUUUUCAUCUUUGGAAAAAUUGGAUUUUUCUUUUUUUUUGAAAAGGCCAGUGCCUUAUUGGCCGAAUCCUUUAUUCCUCCCCACUUUCCUUGCAUUCUUCUUCGCCUAUUCGUCUGUACUUUUAUGGCGGGAAGGAGGUUCGAAUAGACGGGGAAUUAGCGGAGGAUUCUGGGAAUCCGAGAGGUGCGUGGGGUUUCUCUCUUGGACUUGGAGAUGGGUGCGAGCGCGAACCUGUCGGGCAAUCAGGAUGGGUCCCAUGGGGGCCCCUCUUCCAUGCAAGGCGGCGGCGGCGGAGGAGGAGGAGGAGGAGGAGGAGGAGGAGCUGUCGCGAACCCUAGCAACGGCAGCACGGCGGCAGCGGGGGAAAAUUUGGGCACGGCGCAGGCGUUGAAGCAUAACCCGGGCUUGUCGAUGGAGUGGUCGGCGGAGGAGCAGGCCAUCUUGGAAGAAGGGCUAAGCAAAUAUGCAUCUGAAUCAACUAUAGUUCGUUAUGCAAAAAUUGCCAUGCAACUGAAGGACAAAACAGUCCGAGAUGUGGCCCUACGGUGCAGAUGGAUGACUAAAAAGGAAAGUGGAAAAAGGAGGAAAGAGGAUCAUAAUUUGUCAAGGAAAAGCAAAGAUAAAAAGGAAAGGGUUGCAGAUCCUUCAGCGAAACCAUCAGCUAACUUGGCAGUUCGCCCUGUUGUUCCUCCAUAUGCUCCACCGAUGCUUCCUGUGGAUGAAGAUGAAGUUACAUAUAAAGCAAUUGGUGGUCCAACAGGACAGCUCCUUGAACAUAAUGCACAGGUCUUCAAUCAAAUUUCUGCAAACCUUAACAGCUUUCAGAUACAGGAGAACAUCCGUCUGUUUUGCCAGACACGGGACAAUAUUCUUACAAUCUUGAAAGACUCGAGUGAUAUGCCUGAGAUAAUGAAGCAGAUGCCACCGCUUCCGGUGCAGAUAAAUGAGGAGUUGGCCAACUCUAUCCUUCCGAGGACAACCAUGCCUAUGCAAGCAUGAUAUCCGAUAUGUGGGUAAUCAUUACCUGGUUCCACAUCAGUUGCAGGAACAAAUAAGCACACCAGCCUGAUUUGGUCCUUUUUCAUUUUUCCUAGUAGUAAAUUAUCAGCUUACCCCUUCCCUAUGUUUAUUCUGUCCCAGUUGAUCAUAAUAUAUGUUCUUUGUACAAAUCCUGUGCAGUAUGAGGUAUGUAACCUUAGUGUUGUUCGGGGCAUAUAUGUUAGAUGCUUUUGUAACAAAUGUUCGUUGAACUGAUUGAUAGAAAUAACUUUAAUCUGUUUAUAAUUCCAUCUGUUUA
Molecule: messenger RNA, 1427 nt
Organism: Phoenix dactylifera (date palm)
Lineage: Eukaryota; Viridiplantae; Streptophyta; Magnoliopsida; Arecales; Arecaceae
Source: RefSeq, a predicted model, not a curated record